AUGUCCGCAUACCAAGAUUGGAAUAAACUCGAUGAUGACGAGGAAGACGAGCUUCAAGACAAUUCUGCUUAUGAAGGAAGGAAGGAUGUAAUACUAUUUUGCAUUGACUGUUCCCCGUCCAUGCUGGAGCUGCGCGAGGAUCCAAGAUAUGAAGACGUUCAGACGUGCCACCUAUUCACCGCCCUAGAAGCGGCCAUACACAUACAGAAGAAGAAAGUAAUAGUCGGGCCUAAUGAUUCUGUUGGAAUAAUGCUGUUUAAUACGACGCGAAGAAAUGAGGCUGGCGGUCAAGGUGCAGACAUCAAGAAGGGCAACUACGUGUAUCAGCCUAUAGACACAAUUAAUGCGCCUACUAUACAAGAACUCAUGCGUUUAAUUGACGCUGCUCGGGAAGACCCGCAUGUAUUGCUAGAAACAUUUCCGUCUUUGACAGAGUCUCGUGUGCCGACAGGUGAUGUCUUCACGAGCUGUAACUGGGUCAUGCGUGACGGCGCACCAAAGACUGCAACCAAGCGCGUCUUCCUCAUCACAGAUGAGGAUAACCCACAUGCGGGACCCGGAAAGGAACGAUUUAUUACCACAGCGCGAACCACGCUUAUGGACCUAGUGCAGGCCGGAAUUGGCGUGGAGCCAUUCUUCAUUAGCACAGAUGAGAAACCAUUUGAUCCUACCAAGUUCUACUCCUCGGUGCUUCUGCCCACCAAUAUCACCGACGACGAUGGAGCAGAAGGCACCAUUCUCCCAGAGUCUAUCUCGAUCACCCGGGUGGACGAGUUGUUGGCUCAGAUGAGCUUCCACGAGGUACCGAAGCGCGCGCUGUUCAGCGUGCCGUUUGAAUUCGCCAAAGGGUUCACAAUAGGGGUGAAGGGAUAUGGCCUGGUGACUGAGCAGAAGAAGGGCUCGUACAAGUACUUCGUAGACUUCGGCGAUCGGAUGGAGGUCGCCGUGACUCGCACGACCUAUGUCGAUGAGGAGAAAGAGACGGAAGCAGACAAAGAGAGGCUACUAUAUGGUAUGGAACUGGGAAGCACGGCUGCAACCGAAGAACAUGCACACGAGUCCGCCGACGAAGGGGGUGGCCCUGCGAGAACUGUGCCAGUGAACAGUCGGGUAUUCUACACAUUAGGCGAAGUACGCUCAUUCCGGACCAUGGGUCUCAAACCCACGAUCAAGCUGCUGGGAUUUAAGGAUCGUUCCGAGCUAGCCUUUGAGGACAACGUGAAGCAUUCCUUAUUCAUCUAUCCCGACGAGAUGAGCUACUCGGGCAGCAAGCGUACAUUCACUGCGCUCCUCCGAACCAUGCUCCGGAAAAAGAAGAUCGGUCUCGUACUGUCUGUAGUACGGCGCAACGCCUCGCCAAUAUUCUGUGCUCUGCUUCCACAGAAAGAGAAGACCGAAGAAAGCGGCUGGCACGAGCCACCAGGGUUCCAUCUCAUACCGCUACCAUUCGCGGAUGACAUCCGGGCAGCCCCGAUAGAGGAGACCGUACGCGCCUCCGACGAGCUGAAAGACGCCGCGCGCAAGUGGGUGGACAAGCUCACCGUCAAAAACGGCGCGUACGCGCCGGACGCGUUCCCCAAUCCCGCUCUGUCGUACCACAAUGCCCAGCUGGAGGCUAGUGCAUUCCGCGAGGAAUUCGACCCCACAUCGUUUGAGGAUCCGACGGAGCCGAAAUACGAUAGGAUGCACCAGCGCGCGGGCGCACUCAUGAGAUCGUGGAAAGAGGCGUUGCUACAAGACGAGGCCGCGCACACGAGCAUCGUCACCGCUGGCUCGAAGCGCAAGGCGGACACCAGUGUCGACGAGGCGGAGAUUCGGAGCAAGCACGAGCACGGGAUGUUGACCAAGCUCCGCGUUGAUCAGCUCAAGGACUUUCUCAAGAGCAAGAGCUUGUCGGUGUCAGGGAAGAAAGCCGAGCUGGCGGAGAGGGUUGGCGAAUGGCUCGACAGCCACCAAUAG
Messenger RNA from Postia placenta MAD-698-R-SB12, 1959 nucleotides. RefSeq lists its product as hypothetical. The coding region runs from base 1 to 1959 and encodes 652 amino acids. Gene Ontology annotation, molecular function: double-stranded DNA binding; telomeric repeat DNA binding; DNA helicase activity. The transcript is spliced from 19 exons. The record is from RefSeq and is a predicted model, not a curated record. NCBI's taxonomy places the organism in Eukaryota, Fungi, Basidiomycota, Agaricomycetes, Polyporales, Adustoporiaceae. Gene Ontology annotation, cellular component: Ku70:Ku80 complex; nucleus. Gene Ontology annotation, biological process: double-strand break repair via nonhomologous end joining; telomere maintenance; cellular response to gamma radiation.